UAUAGACUCGUACUCCAAAACUGGAAUGUGACAUGCUCUCUCUCUUUUCCGCCUGCUCUCCACUUUCCUUCUGGCUCGACUCCAAAGGUCUUUGCUUCUUAUCCACUGCAGUCUCAAGAUGAAGCCCCUGGUGGUUAUAGCUGUGCUCGUAGGAGCCCUCGGGGAGGUUUCACAGACCUUCCCUGCCUGGUACCACAGGGGCUGGCUGCGACUGCUAAGAGAAGGGGAUGGCUGUGGGGCAUGCCAUUUGGAGCACUGCCCCGUGCCCACAAACUGUCGAGCUGGGACCGUCUUAGACCUAUGUGGUUGCUGUCCUGAAUGUGGGAACGUAGAAGGACAAAUCUGUGACCUGGACCAUGGCAGCAAUUUCUAUGGACACUGUGGAGACAACCUGGAGUGCCACCUGGAUGUGGACGACAUAAAGUCUGGAGAAAUCCCCGAGCCGCAGUGUGUGUGCAAAUCAGAAGAAAUGGUGUGUGGACCCGACGGAAGGACCUAUGAGAACAUCUGCCAGUUCAGGGAGGCUUACGCAGAGAAGGGAGCAAAUAGCAGCAUAAAGCACAAAGGACCAUGUAAAUCAGCUCCUGUUAUUUCGUUGUCACCUCAAGAUACCCAGAAUUUCACAGGAAACGAUGUCAUUUUUGGCUGUGAGGUCUCUGCUUAUCCCAUGCCACACCUUGAAUGGAAGAAAAAAGGAAAUAAAAUGUUUCUGCCAGGAGAUGAUGCUCAUAUUUCAAUACAGGCAAGAGGAGGCCCCCAGAGAUACAGUGUGACUGGAUGGUUACAAAUCCAAGGAAUCAGGAAAUCAGAUGAAGGUGUCUAUGUAUGUGAAACAAAAAAUAAAUAUGGGUUUGCCUAUUCAUCUGCAAAGCUGAAGGUUAUUGAUGAUUCCUCAUCCUUUCACGAUAUCCCUGGCAGCUGGAUGACUAGUGCCAAUGCGGAUUACGGAGACUCUUUUGACUCUGUUGAAGAAGAAGACGAAGAAGUAGAGCAUGCAUCUUCUGGGGACUAUGCUAAAUGAAAGAAGUGCAACCCUUCUAUUAGGGUUUACUUCUUUCAUGUUCACUGUUCUACAACCUCAAUUUGUAUUACAUUCUAAAAAAGACCAGCAUCAAGCAACCAAAAUAACUAGAUUUUUGUAUUGGGUUAGCAUAAAAUUUACGGGUUAGCGUAAGGCUUAUCACACUGUCUCAGCUGGAUCUAUUUUGUAGGGUUGUUGUAAGGAAAAAAAGUCGAGUGUCGUAUAAAUUCAAUA
Molecule: messenger RNA, 1255 nt
Organism: Anolis sagrei ordinatus
Lineage: Eukaryota; Metazoa; Chordata; Lepidosauria; Squamata; Anolidae
Product: kazal-type serine protease inhibitor domain-containing protein 1-like
Biological process (GO): regulation of signal transduction; regulation of cell growth
Cellular component (GO): extracellular region; interstitial matrix
Molecular function (GO): insulin-like growth factor binding
Source: RefSeq, a predicted model, not a curated record